Messenger RNA from Trichoderma citrinoviride, 1845 nucleotides. RefSeq lists its product as hypothetical. Gene Ontology annotation, biological process: nucleotide catabolic process. Lineage: Eukaryota; Fungi; Ascomycota; Sordariomycetes; Hypocreales; Hypocreaceae. Gene Ontology annotation, cellular component: cytosol. Gene Ontology annotation, molecular function: hydrolase activity. The coding region runs from base 1 to 1845 and encodes 614 amino acids. The record is from RefSeq and is a predicted model, not a curated record. The transcript is spliced from 3 exons.
AUGCUGGAAUCGUAUCUCCUCGGCGCCCUCAUUGCCGCAGCCGCGGUCGACGCCGCGCAGUCCGGCGCCGUCAAGCCCGUGGCGGCUCCCAUGCGCGACCUGACCUGGGGGCAGCUCAACUUUCUGCACACUACAGACACGCACGCCUGGCUCUCUGGUCAUUUUCUGGAGCCCUCCUUCUCCGCCGACUGGGGCGACUACAUCUCCUUCUCCCAGCAUAUGCGCAAGCUGGCCGACGACAAGGGCGCCGAUCUCCUCCUCAUCGACACGGGCGACCGAGUCGAGGGCAGCGGCAUCUAUGACGGCUCCGUCCCCAAAGGCAUUUACCUGCACGAAAUCUACGCCCAGCAGAAGGUCGACCUCCUCUCCACCGGCAACCAUGAGCUGUACAAGGCGUAUUCGGUCGACAUGGAACACAACACCACCGUCCCCUACUUCAAAGAAAACUACAUCACGUCCAACCUGGACUAUGUCGAUCCCAAGACGGGCAAGCGCGUGCCCCAGGCCCAGCGAUACCGCAAGUUCAAGACCAAGAACCUCGGCCUCAACAUUGUGGCGUUUGGCUUUCUCUUCGACUUUACUGGUAAUGCCAAUAACAGCAUCGUGCAGCCCGUGGCUGAUACCCUCAAGGAGGACUGGUUCCAAGCGGCCAUCAAGGAGAAGCCCGACCUCUUUGUCGUCAUUGGCCAUGUCGGUGUGCGCAUGCAGGAGUUCAGGGACAUCUUCAAGGCGAUUCGCAAGGAGGACUGGGACACGCCCAUUGCCUUCUUCGGCGGCCAUCUGCACAUUAGAGACGCCGUGAGCUACGACUCCAAGUCGCUGGCCAUCGCGUCUGGCCGCUACCUCGAGACCAUUGGCUGGAUGUCCAUUGACGGCAUUGCCAAGAAGCCCAAGGAAGACGGCGAGCAAGUCGAGGCUCAAAAGGGCGUCUCUUUCAGCCGCAAAUACAUGGACAACAACCUCUACGGAAUGUACUACCACACCGGCCUCAACGAGACCACCUUUCCGACCAAGGAGGGCCAAAAGGUGAGCCAGAUGAUUGAAAAGGCUCGCAAGGCUCUGGACCUUGACCAUCGCUACGGCUGUGCGCCCCGAGACUUGUGGAUGACCAGGGCUCCGUAUCCCGGCAAAGACAGCAUCUACACUUGGCUUGAGGAGGAGGUGCUGCCCAGCGUGGUCGUCAACAAGGACAGGGAGGACAAGCCCCGGCUCGCGAUCAUCAACACAGGAGGCAUCCGCUUCGACAUCUUCAAGGGCCCGUUUACGCGCGACGACACGUUUACCGUGAGCCCGUUCAACAGCGCCUUCCACUAUGUGCCCGAUGUGCCGUACGAAAUCGCCGCCAAGGUGAUCAGCAUCCUCAACAGCCAGACGAAGAUUUUUGUCGACGGGCUUCCAAACACCAGGCAGUUGACCAUUCCCCAGCAAAUGUAUCCCCGACCGAGCUUUGAUGUCUCUGAUGAAAACGGCACGGUUGAAGAUGAUGAGCAUGAGGCCGACAUCGUUGAACAACUUCGUCAUGUCCGUGCUGCGGAUGAUGGCGAGCUCAUCGGCGGCUACACAACCCAGGACGACAUCGGCAAGGACGGAGACGACACCGUCCACAAGCCCAUUGACUUUUACGCCGUGCCCAACUGCAUUCAGGCCGAGGUUGGCUUUUCGGCCGAGGAGAAACCCAAGGCAGUGGACCUUGUCUUUGUCGACUUUCUGGUGCCGUGGAUCAUCCCCGCGCUCAAGUUCAGCGGCGGCGACUACAGCGUCAAGGACGUGGAGCCGUACAUGGAGGGGACGCUGACGAGCAAGCUGGCUGGGUGGAUCAGCGACAACUGGAAGGAUGAGUGCUGA